Fundulus heteroclitus (mummichog) is the source of this 2097-nucleotide messenger RNA. RefSeq names its product flavin-containing monooxygenase 5. The record is from RefSeq and is a predicted model, not a curated record. NCBI's taxonomy places the organism in Eukaryota, Metazoa, Chordata, Actinopteri, Cyprinodontiformes, Fundulidae. Gene Ontology annotation, molecular function: N,N-dimethylaniline monooxygenase activity; NADP binding; flavin adenine dinucleotide binding.
CUUUCCCUCCCUCAGCUCAGAGAAGAGCCAAGGUUCAGUGUGCGCACUCCACCCACGUCGCAGUUACGCAAAACACCAAAAAAAAUAGCGGGUUUCCUCCGAGAACCAAGAAGGUUUGCAGCGCUGAAGCAUGAGCCGCCGUGUGGCCGUGGUGGGAGCGGGGAGUUCGGGUCUGGUCUGCAUGAAAUGCUGCCUGGACGAGGGGCUGGAGCCCGUCUGCUUCGAGAGCAGCGAUGACAUCGGUGGUCUCUGGAGGUUCAAGGAGAAUCCAGAGCCGGACCGGGCCAGCAUCUACCAUUCUGUCAUCAUUAACACCUCCAAGGAGAUGAUGUGCUAUAGCGACUAUCCCAUCCCUGCACACUUUCCAAACUUCAUGCACAACUCCCUCAUCAUGGACUACUUUCGGAUGUACGCGAACCACUUCCAGCUCACAAAGCACAUCCGCUUUCAUACCAGAGUGCUGAACAUAAAGAAGAGAUCCGAUUUUUCCCGUUCAGGACAGUGGGAUGUGGAGACGGAGAACAAGGAUGGCAAAAAAGAGAAACACAUUUUUGAUGCUGUAAUGAUCUGCAUCGGACAUCACUGCCAGCCUAACCUGCCCCUCCAUGACUUCCCAGGCAUCGAGAAUUUCAAGGGAAAGUAUUUCCACAGCAGAGACUACAAGACCCCGGAGGAAUGGAGAAAUAAGAAGGCUGUGGUGAUCGGAAUAGGCAACUCCGGUGGAGACAUUGCAGUUGAACUGAGCAGAGUCACCAAGCAGCUUUACCUGAGCACUCGAAGAGGAGCCUGGAUUUUGAACAGAGUGGGAGACAACGGGAUGCCCCUUGAUAUGCUCCUAAACAGAUGGCUGAAUACCCUUCGCCACAUCCUUCCCUCCGGCCUUGUCUGCUCCUUAGGAGAGAAGCAGCUCAACAGCAGAUUCAACCAUUCUCUGUACAAUCUGAAGCCCAAGCACAGGUUGUUCAGUCAACAUCCUACGGUCAACGAUGAACUUCCCAACCGCAUCCUGUCUGGGACGGUCCAGGUGAAACCCAACAUCCGCAGACUUCACGGCUCUAGCGUUGAGUUUGAUGAUGGAAGCGUGGUGGAUGAUGUUGACCUUGUGGUGUUUGCAACGGGCUACAAAUUCUCCUUUCCUUUCCUGGCCUCUAAUGUGGUGCCAGUCUCUGACAACCAAGCAUCUCUGUACAAGUACGUGUUUCCACCUGAGCUGGAGCGCCCCACGCUGGCUAUCAUUGGUCUGGUGCAGCCCCUGGGAGCCAUCAUGCCUAUCAGUGAGAUGCAGGCGCGAUGGGCCACAAGAGUCUUUAAAGGCUGCAUAAAGCUCCCUUCGUUAGGCGGCAUGCAAAGAGACAUCCAGUCCAAAAAGGACGACAUGGCUAAAAGGUACGUCAGCAGUCAGAGACACACCAUCCAGGUUGACUACAUCGACUACAUGGAUGAGAUUGCAGACCUGGUGGGAGUCCGACCCAGAAUCUCCAGGCUGCUGCUGACUGAUCCCAGGCUGGGACUGAAAUUGCUGCUCGGCCCCUGCACCCCGUACCAGUAUCGGCUUAAGGGACCUGGGAAGUGGGCCGGCGCCCGCCAGGCCAUCCUUACCCAGUGGGAGAGAGUGGCGCAGCCCAUGCAGACCAGGCCGUGCAAUGAGCCCGAGCCCCGUAGGUCUCUGAAGUGGCCUCUGCUUCUGUCUGCGACCGCGGUGGGAUUGGCAGCCUACUGCCACAGGAGCAGCCUGCCGGGUUUCCUGCAGGAUCCUGCUGCUUUGCUGGACAGGAUGAAGUCCUACCUGCCCACAUACUGAUGCUGAUGUCACUACUGAUUAGUUUGCCUUUAAUUAGUUUUAAUUCACAAACUUCUUUGCAAGAUUUUCAACUAAAGAGCUUUUUAAACUGGCUAAUUAUAAAACUAUGAUUUCAGAAUUCUUUUGUUUCUUUUUUUGACCAAAUAGCUCAUUUGUGUAUACGAUUCUACUCCUGCAGUCCAUGGUUUGUGUAAUGAUAAGAAUCUGUCACACUACAGCCUCUGUUCUCAGGUCAAGUUUCACACUCUCUGCUUGACAGGUUUUUUUUUUUUUGGUUUUGCGUCGCUUUAAAAAAA